AUGGAAACCAAAAAUGCAACAGAGCUGAGAGAGUUCAUUCUUACAGGACUUACACAUCAACCAGAGUGGCAAAUUCCCCUGUUUCUGCUGUUCUUUAUGAUAUAUCUCAUCACCAUCAUGGGAAACACUGGUCUGAUUGCACUCAUCUACAAUGACCCUCAACUUCAUAUCCCGAUGUACUUUUUUCUUGGGAACUUGGCCUUUGUGGAUACUUGGUUAUCAUCCACAGUGACCCCCAAGAUGUUAGUCAACUUCCUAGGCAAGAGUAAGAUGAUCUCUCUCUCUGAAUGCAAGAUACAAUUCUUUUCCUUUGCAAUCAGUGUAACCACAGAAUGUUUUUUGCUGGCAACAAUGGCAUAUGAUCGCUAUGUAGCCAUUUGCAAACCAUUACUUUAUCCAGUGAUUAUGACCAAUAGACUAUGCAUGCAGCUGCUGGUCUCAUCAUUUAUAGGUGGCCUUCUUCAUGCCUUAAUUCAUACAGGUUUUCUAUUCAGAUUAACCUUCUGUAACUCUAACAUAAUACUUCAUUUUUACUGUGAUGUCAUGCCACUGAUUAAAAUUUCUUGUACUGAUCCUUCUAUUAAUGUUCUAAUGAUAUUUAUUUUCUCUGGCUCAAUACAGGUGUUCACCAUUCUGAUAGUUCUUGUCUCAUACACACUUGUUCUCUUUACAAUAUUAAAAAGGAAAUCUUUGCAAGGCAUAAGGAAGGCCUUCUCCACCUGUGGGGCCCACCUCCUGUCUGUCUCUUUAUACUAUGGGCCUCUUCUCUUCAUGUAUGUGCGCCCUGGAUCCACACGAGCAAAUGAUCAAGAUAUGAUGGACUCUUUAUUUUACACUGUCAUAAUUCCUUUCUUAAAUCCAAUUAUUUACAGCCUGAGAAAUAAGAAAGUUAUAGAUUCUCUGACAAAAAUGUUAAAGAGAGAUGGUUGUAUCAUAGUUUUAUCGGUAUUCUUUUCACUUAAAUAUUGA
Messenger RNA from Odocoileus virginianus texanus, 969 nucleotides. Its product is annotated as olfactory receptor 5H8-like. Lineage: Eukaryota; Metazoa; Chordata; Mammalia; Artiodactyla; Cervidae. Gene Ontology annotation, molecular function: olfactory receptor activity; G protein-coupled receptor activity; odorant binding. The record is from RefSeq and is a predicted model, not a curated record. Gene Ontology annotation, biological process: G protein-coupled receptor signaling pathway. Gene Ontology annotation, cellular component: membrane.